AUGUCUACUCUUACAAGAACCAGUUACUCUGGUUGUCUGAUCUCAGAUAAAUCACUAGAGUAUUAUGUUAGUAUCGGCUACUUGACCGAUUCUGUCCGCCACACUUGGAUCAUCCUUUCGGUCGUCAACAGCAUUGCUUCUCCACUGACCAUCGUGAUUAACCUGUUAAUCAUUUGGACGGACACGAAUCUGAGAAAAGUCAACUACAACAUCUUGCUUGCUGCUCUGGCAGUGACUGAUUUGAUUGUAGGUCUUGUGGUAGAGCCUCUGUUCGCUUCUCGUCUGUUUUGUAUUCUCCAAGGAUGUUCAACAGCGUGUAUUUUCCCCGCUUAUUUCAUAAUGUCGGUCAUGUGCGCUGGUGCUACGCUGAUAAUAUUCAUGGUGUCCAGUGUUGAGAGGUACCUGGCCAUAGAACACACUCAGUUCUACCUGGAAAACGUCACAACCAAGAAAAUCAUUCUCACUACGGCCUUAGCGUGUUUGAUCGGUUUGCCUUCGACCUUGUCUGCAAGAAUACUUUUGAACGACUGCGACCGAUUUAAGCAAGUACCAGUCGCAGUGGCUGUGGGUCUAAAUGUUCUCAUCAUUUUAUAUUGCUCAAUCAAAGUACAAGUCACCGCUUACCGUCAAAGAAGAGCCAUCAACGCACAAGCAGCGACAGUACAGCUACAACAGGAAGAACAAGAAGAGCAGGAAAGGCGACUUAAGGAAUACAAGCGAGCAUUUACCAUGGGUGUAUUAGUCCUUGCAUCGAUUCUUCUCUACUGCCCAUACAUCAUCAACACCAUCCUACUAGCCACAAUUGUUGUAGACAGGUCCAGCCUUAUCUCAACUCCUGGAUUUGACGUGACGUUCAUCCAUCUACAGUCCCUGUUGAACCCGAUCAUCGUAUCGCUUCGAUUAUCUUACAUUCGUGAAGGUGUGAAGAACAAGCUAUGUUGUCGUGAGUAA
Messenger RNA from Exaiptasia diaphana, 951 nucleotides. RefSeq lists its product as uncharacterized. The transcript has a single exon. Gene Ontology annotation, cellular component: membrane. The record is from RefSeq and is a predicted model, not a curated record. Bases 1 to 951 code for a protein of 316 amino acids. Gene Ontology annotation, biological process: G protein-coupled receptor signaling pathway. Lineage: Eukaryota; Metazoa; Cnidaria; Anthozoa; Actiniaria; Aiptasiidae. Gene Ontology annotation, molecular function: G protein-coupled receptor activity.